AGACGCAGCUUGUCUGUGGGCGGGAGGCAGGCUGCACUGUGGCCGCUAUGUCAUUAACUGCACUGCAAAGUGGGUAGAGGAACUCCUCUGAGCGUCACACUCGGUUGCCAGUCACUUUUCUUGACUCAACUUUCACCGGUGUUUAGACUAGUGAAGACAUAUUCUUAAAGUAUAUGAUGUAAUUUGAUCAGGGUUUUUUUGGGAGGGGGGGAUCCCAACAGGAACAUAACUGUCAGAUAUGAUAGAAAAUUGUCUGCUGGGUCAAAAUUUAAUCAAAAAAUAAUCCACAUUGAACAAUAGGCAGCAUUUCAAUUUUAUCCAGUUUAUGCAUGUGAUAGCAUGAUUAACUCUUUUUUUUUAAUGUCAGUUAAAACAAAUGUGAUGUGGGCAUGCAUAUCAGAACUUGUAGUUCCAGUUUGUGCAUGUGACAGCACGAUUAACUUUUUUUUUUUUUUUUUUUUAAAGCCAGUUAAAACAAAUGAGAUGUGGGGAUGCAUAUCAGCACUUUUAGUGUCAACCCAAGUUUAAUCCAAUUCUGAUCUGGAUUGUAUUGUUUUAUCACAGAGAUGUGCAGCAUAAGAUGCAAUGGCAAACCAAUGCAAUCCAGCACUGAUUCAUUUUGUGAAUAUCUGGAAUUGAAUUAAAUCAUCUCAAACCCAGUUUAAAUCAGAUGUGAUCAGUAAUUAUCAGUUGUCGACUUUUUACAGCCGGUCCAUGUCCAAGCAGGUGAGCAUACAAAAGCUAUAAACUAGAAAUGAUUGGCAUUGGAUCAAAUUAAGCUUUUGCAGAACUACAUAAGAAACACAUCCAAUACUUAUUUCCCACAUCUUUACUACCUUAUUUAUACAAUGUUUAUAAGUAUCGCUCAUGAUAGAAUUGAUUUUAUAUGGCUUAUUGCAAUGUGCUACAUGCAAUACGCCUGCCCCCAUGUGGCUGAAAAGCAAUACAAUUAUGUACUGUAGUCAUAUUGCUUAAUUUGCUUACACGUGUUACAAUAAAUAAUAUUAAUAAAUAAAUGAAUGAAUAAAUGAAAAUUAACACUUCAGAUAGCGAAAAUAAUUUUAUUUGAAAAGAAUCAAAAAAUGUAUUACAUGUAACAAUGAUUCAAAAUAAAAUAUUCAAGAAUAAUAUAUAUAUUUUUAAAAAAUGUAUUAUUUCCAAAACGCGCGGGUUGUUCUUGAACGCAGCAUCAAGUUAGCUUGAUUGAGGUGUUAAUGUCCGCGUUCGAUAGUUAACUUACUAUUGAUUUAUUUAAUUUAACGACACUCAAGUGCCGCUCAACAUGGCAGAUUAUUCAUUCUCGAAUAUAUUCCAAGGCAAACGUAUUAAAAUUACUCUUAAAUCGUCGUUUUGCGUCGGCGUUGUGCAACGAAUCAGCUCCAGCAAAACGGUGACCCUCACGAACGUCGUGUUUGUCGAUAAUGGCCGCGAACUUCCCGGAAGUAGAUUAAUCUUCGGCCAUGAGUUUGUCAAUGUGGAGUUUACCGAUGACGAGGACAAAAAGCAUGGAAAUAUUCCUGAAGACCACUUGAAGCUGUCUGAAUUCCAGCCAUUCAAGACUUUUUACCACGCUGAUGAUGAUGAUGAUGAAUACGUCAAAUUUGAAGUUAUUAAUGCAUUUCAUGAGAAAUUUGGACCCGCUAUUAUGCAAAUUAAGAAGCAGCAUGUGGUUGGCGUUGGGGCUGAUGGGGUGGACAUGUACAAGCAUGGCCGACUGUGUUGGCUUCAGAUUGCCACCAAACAUAAGGUGUAUCUCUUUGACAUUCUCUUGCUUGGAGAAAAAGCCUUUAAAAACGGUCUGACUAUGAUUCUCGAGAGUAAGGGCAUACUGAAGGUCGUUCAUGACUGCAGAGCUAUUGCCGGGUGUCUGAUGACACAACACGGCGUGAAGAUGACGAAUGUCUUUGACACUCAGGUGGCAGAUGUCAUGUGCUUUCACUCUGAGACUGGAGGAUUCUUUCCUCACAAAGUAAGCACUCUUCAUGAACUGGUGAGUCGCCACCUGAAGUUGCCCUCCUCCCACCUCUCUGUUCUAGAGACCAAGUCCCAGUUUACCGAGGAGGAAAGCAAGUUGUGGUACAAGCGUCCAUGUCCUUUACCGUUGCUGAAUGCGAUGGCGCUGUCAGUGAUCCACUUGCAACCUCUCAGAAUGGCACUGCUGGAUUGUCUUCUCACGGACUACGUGGCUUUAGUGGAUGUCUACCUCUCAAAUAGCCAGUAUCCAAAUGAAGAUUUGGAAAGCAUCAAUAUGGAGAAAGUGUUUGACUUGCCGGCCGAGCUCAGGCUGCUGGAUCAGAUGCACUGCGAGCGGCGGGAGUGUGCCGCCAAACGCUACCCCACUACAGACAAAGGUCUGCUGAUUCGUUCUGGUCCUCGAACGGAGACCCCACUCCACACCUCACCUGUGUCAGAGCAACACGAAUCUACAGAGCCUACCGUGGAACCGCAAUCGGCGCCACCGCCGAUGGAAGCCGAUGAAAACGCCUUCCCGGCUUUUGUGGAUGUGGCCACUCCAGAUCCGGUCCCAGACACCACAUCAGAGGAAGUGAGCGAAAUGUCUUUCGGUGGUGGAGUUAAAGAUUUAGCAUCGCUUUUGAUGGAAGUGAUGGCUUGAAGGAGCCCUUCUAGCUAAGAACAACCAAGUUAGAGGAGAAGUAGUAGUCUUUGGGUUCAGGCAGGUCAUUUACUGUUCAGACUGCCACAAGCCAAGUUUGUUUGUUGGUCUAUACAUUGACCACUAGAUGGCAGUAAACAUUUUGUUUUGUUCAACUACUUUGUAUAUGCAUCUGUUUGCAAUGUAGAAUGAUGCCAUUUUUGAAUUCUGGAUUAAAAUAAGAUUUUCCUAUUUCAGAUGUGAGUGAAGAGUGAUUCUUACACCACAAAUAUUACUGAAAUCCAUUACAAGAGCUGUAUUCCUUUACAACAUUCAUCUGUGUGCUUAUAGGAAAACAUAAUAGUAAAAAAGUAUAUCUAUCGUAAACAAUUGAUUCAAAAAAUGUGACAGUAUCUGCCCUAAUCUUUUUACAAAUCAUAAUUUGUGGUGUAUAUAUGGUACCCCUGAAUGCAUUAACAGCCAUAUCUUACUUUACAUAGAGUGAUUAAUGUCUUUGCUUCCUCUUUUCUUUUAAUUGGUGCUGAAAAGCUUAAUGACAUUGAUGGAUCUAGUUUUAAUUGAGAAAAACAAAAACAAUUCAGAUCUUUUUUUUCCCCC
Molecule: messenger RNA, 3211 nt
Organism: Syngnathus typhle (broad-nosed pipefish)
Lineage: Eukaryota; Metazoa; Chordata; Actinopteri; Syngnathiformes; Syngnathidae
Gene: exd1
Product: exonuclease 3'-5' domain containing 1
Exons: 11
Coding region: 1283-2614 (443 amino acids)
Biological process (GO): nucleobase-containing compound metabolic process
Molecular function (GO): nucleic acid binding; 3'-5' exonuclease activity
Source: RefSeq, a predicted model, not a curated record